UCGGCCAGAAUUUCUCUACAGUGUCUUGGACUGAACCAACAGUGAUAGAUAAUUCAGAUAUGUCUGAUGAGAUUGGCGUCACAUUCGAUGGAGAGGGAACCAAUCCAGGCAACUUUACACAAGGAAUCACUUCUCUUUCAUACACAGCUGUCGAUACUGCUGGAAAUAGAGCUACUUGCAUGUUCGAGAUAGUAGUCAGUGAUACUGAGGAACCAGUUAUAGUUGGCUGUCCAUUGUCCAAGUCGGUUCCCAUGCAGCCCGGUCAGAAUUUCGCUACAGUGUCUUGGACUGAACCAACAGUGUCAGAUAACUCUUAUAGUGUUACGUUGACAUUCAAUGGAGAGGGGACUAAUGCAGGCGACUUUUCACUGGGGAUAACCUCUCUUUCAUACACAGCUGUUGAUGCUGCCGGAAAUAGAGCUACUUGCAUGUUCGAGAUAGUAGUCAGUGAUAAUGAAGAACCAGCUAUACAUGAUUGUCCAUCCUCCCAGUUCGUACCCAUGGCGCUCGGCCAGAAUUUCUCUACAGUGUCUUGGACUGAACCAACAGUGAUAGAUAAUUCAGAUACGUCUGAUGAGAUUGGCGUCACAUUCGAUGGAGAGGGGAACAAUCCAGGCAACUUUACACAAGGAAUCACUUCUCUUUCAUACACAGCUGUCGAUACUGCUGGAAAUAGAGCUACUUGCAUGUUCGAGAUAGUAGUCAGUGAUACUGAGGAACCAGUUAUAGUUGGCUGUCCAUUGUCCAAGUCCGUUCCCAUGCAGCCCGGUCAGAAUUUCGCUACAGUGUCUUGGACUGAACCAACAGUGUCAGAUAACUCUUAUAGUGUUACGUUGACAUUCAAUGGACAGGGGACCAAUGCAGGCGACUUUUCACUGGGAAUAACCUCUCUUUCAUACACAGCUGUUGAUGCUGCCGGAAAUAGAGCUACUUGCAUGUUCGAGAUAGUAGUCAGUGACACCGAAGAGCCUGUGAUAGAUCAGUGUCCAUCCACACAGUCUGUGAGCACAGAACUUAACCAGGACUUUGCAAUGGUUUCCUGGGUAGAACCCAGUGUUACAGAUAACUCUAAUGACUUUACACAGACAUUCAAUGGAGAGGGGACCAAUCCAGGCAACUUUCCAAUUGGAAUCACCUCUCUGUCUUACACGUCAGUUGAUGCUCAAGGAAAUACAGCCACAUGCAUGUUUGCCAUAGUUGUCAGUGACCAUGAAGCCCCGAUUAUCACUGACUGCCCGAGCUCUCAGACUUUAACGACAGAGCUCGGAUCAGAAACGGCCACGGCGAUUUGGGCGGAGCCCACUGCAUCCGAUAAUUCCAACAGUAUGACCCUGACCCCAAGUCGUAGCGGAGAUGCGUUUCCCGUCGGUCAGAACAUAGUCACUUACGCGGCUCAAGACCCGAGUGGGAACACAGCAACAUGCACCUUUGUUAUAUCAGUCAUGGCUCCUCUGGGAUGCUCCACUAGCCAGCUUAUAUCCUGCGGGAACACAGAGACGUGUGUGGAGAAUGAAUGCCGGUGCAGGCCUGCCUUCAUCCGACUGAAUGAUGUUUGCACAGAGGCAAACAAAUUCAGCAUUUCAGUGCGAGCCCUAACGCUCAACGGUAUUGAUUACGAAUACACUGAUGCCCUGAGUGACCCAAAUUCUCCUGAAUUCCAAGCAGAGGCUAAUAAUUUCAUUAUCGUGAUGAUGCAAAACACUGAUACGAUUUAUGGAGUUACGGUUAUUGAAAUUCAGAGAGGGAGUCUGAUAUUCGUAGCUGAAGCCAUCACCGAACCGUCUACAACGAUGGCCCAACUUCAACAAGAUAUAGAUAGUGCUAUUCAAGAGGGGUCGGCUACCGCAGGACCAACGACCAUAUCCUUUGCUCCCGACGACACUGUCAUCGCGGACAUCAAUGAAUGUGCAAGUACGACUACCAAUGACUGCUCGGAGAAUGCCAAUUGUACCAACAUGGUUGGAUCCUACACCUGCACCUGUCAUUUUGGCUACACGGAUAGAUCACCUGCAGGGGUUGGCCCCGCGAGAGUAUGCGAGGUGACUUCACUGGGCGGUUUCUUGGGUGUUGGUGGCAUAAUUGGGGUGGCUGUAGGAGCGUCUGUUCUCGUGGCUAUACUGUUUUUGUGCUGUAUAAUUGCUGUGAGGAGAAUCACCCACAACAAUUUCGCACAGAGGAAAAGGGACCCCCAGACUAAUGUGCAUCUAUCCUCCUUUAGAAGAGCGGGAGACCAGAGGGCACGACGUCAAGGUCCCGGGCGCCCGGGGGAUGUCUUCCGGCAUGAUGACAAUCUUUACCGUGGCUAUGUGGGCGGGACUCGCGGGAGUACUCCCAAGUCGGAAUUUAUGGGAUAUUGAAGUGCAUCAAAGAUAUGUUGUUCUGUAUCUUGUAGUUCCAUCUCAUGAUACUACAUGUGUAGG
Molecule: messenger RNA, 2420 nt
Organism: Strongylocentrotus purpuratus (purple sea urchin)
Lineage: Eukaryota; Metazoa; Echinodermata; Echinoidea; Camarodonta; Strongylocentrotidae
Product: hyalin-like
Exons: 12
Coding region: 60-2357 (765 amino acids)
Molecular function (GO): calcium ion binding
Source: RefSeq, a predicted model, not a curated record